Messenger RNA from Zasmidium cellare ATCC 36951, 1626 nucleotides. RefSeq lists its product as uncharacterized. The record is from RefSeq and is a predicted model, not a curated record. Gene Ontology annotation, cellular component: membrane. The transcript is spliced from 3 exons. Gene Ontology annotation, biological process: amino acid transmembrane transport. Gene Ontology annotation, molecular function: amino acid transmembrane transporter activity. Bases 1 to 1626 code for a protein of 541 amino acids. Lineage: Eukaryota; Fungi; Ascomycota; Dothideomycetes; Mycosphaerellales; Mycosphaerellaceae.
AUGUACCCGGACUUCAUGUUACCCUCACAGAUACACACUCUCUGUCACUCUGACGAUGCCACGCACGACGAGAACAAAAACAUCGGCACCCUCGACCGCAAGCUCAAAAGCCGCCACAUCCAAUUCCUCGCCCUCUCCGGCGCCAUCGGCACGGGUCUCUUCGUCGGCAGCGGCCAGAUUCUCUCCCUCGCAGGACCCCUCUCGACCUUCCUCGCCUACCUCUUCACGGGCUUCAACCUGUACUGUGUCAUCAACUCCCUGGGCGAGAUGGCGACGUACCUGCCCAUCCCCGGCGCGGUGCCCGUCUACGCUGCGCGGUUCGUGGACCCGGCGCUGGGGUUCGUGUUGGGGUAUAAUUACUGGUAUCAACUCGCUAUUGGGGUUCCCAUUGAGACGACGGCGUCUGCGAUUAUCAUUGGGUUCUGGCCGAAUGGAGUGUCGAAUGCGGUGUGGAUUACGGUUUUGACGAUUCCGAUGAUUCUGGUGAAUCUCCUCCCAGUGAACUUCUAUGGCGAGGCGGAGUUUGUGUUUGGAGCGAUCAAAUUGACCACGAUCAUUGGCCUCAUCUUGUUGAUGUUGAUUAUCGAUCUUGGUGGUGCUCCUAGUGGUGAUCGGAUUGGGUUUAGGUAUUGGGACCAUCCUGGGCCGAUGAAUGAGUAUCUUGAGACGGGGGCGCUUGGAAGAUUUUUGGCCUUCUGGAAAGUCUUCAUACAAGCGACGUUUGCGUAUGGCGGCAGUGAAAUGUGUGUCAUCGCUGCCGGGGAGACGGAGAAUCCAAGGAUGAACAUCCCCAAGGCUGUGAGGCGGGUGUUUUGGCGGAUUCUGAUUUUCUACGUACUAGCCAUCUUCCUCGUCGGAAUGUGCGUCUCCUCGAAAGACCCACGCCUCCUCAACGCUAUCGAUCAAGGCUCUCCCGGAGCAGCAGCCAGUCCCUUCGUUAUCGCCAUCGUGAAUGGAGGCAUCCCCGCCCUCCCACACAUCAUCAACGCUGUAAUCCUUUCCUCCGCAUGGAGUGCCGGCAACGCCUUCUUCUACUCUUCCACGAGAAUCCUCUACGCCACAGCACUAGACGGCAAAGGUCCCAAAUUCCUCACCUACGAGCGAUUCGGAGUACCAUACGCUUGUGUCGCAGCCACUGCACUAAUCAGCUUGCUUGCUUAUCUCAACGUCUCGAGUGGCUCCGCGAACGUCUUCUUCUGGUUCAGCAACAUCAGCGCUGUGUCUACGCUCAUGGUCUGGGGUAGUAUCUGCAUCACUUACCUCCGCUUCUUCUACGGCCUGCGUCACAACAACAUCGCCCGAACCUCAUUGCUGUGGAAAGCUCCGUUCCAACCCUUCCUGGCUUACUUUGGACUAUGUUUCUGCGCCAUCGUCGCCUUCUUCAACGGAUACGACGCUUUCUUCCCGGGCAAGUUCAGCGCAAAGACUUUUAUUCCCCCUUACAUCGACAUCCCGAUCUUUCUGGCGUUGUAUCUGGGAUACAAACUUGUCAAGAGGACGGAGAUCGUCAAGCUCAAGGACAUGGAUCUUUGGAGUGGCAAGGCCGAGAUUGAUCGACAAGAACCGCUCUGGCCGGUGCGACAGCCUAGGAACUGGGUCGAACGAGUGUGGUUCUGGAUAGCUUGA